Lolium perenne is the source of this 581-nucleotide messenger RNA. RefSeq lists its product as uncharacterized. Gene Ontology annotation, biological process: RNA processing. Lineage: Eukaryota; Viridiplantae; Streptophyta; Magnoliopsida; Poales; Poaceae. Gene Ontology annotation, molecular function: RNA binding. The record is from RefSeq and is a predicted model, not a curated record.
UAUAAAUGAAACGGCUACAAAAUCUCUCUCGUCUCGAUCCAGACCCUGAAGACUCGCUCCCGAUCAUCAUCGACUCCAGCCGAGAGAUCCCGAUCGCGCGAUGAUGGAGCCGCCGCCGCCGACGACGUCGCUGGACCACCGGGUGCCGGCGGAGGAGAGGCACCGGAUCGAGCGGGUGGCGAGGUACGUGGCGCGCGACCGGGACGGGGACCUCGCCGAGGCGAUGCUGCUGCGGCUGCUCAAGAUCACGCGCAACGGCCGCCGGUGGGGGUUCCUGGCGCACGACCACCCGCUCCACCCCUACUACCUCCAGCAGAAGGUCUCCGAGCAGUGCCGCAUCCUCCGCCCGCGCCCCGCCGCCGCCGCCGUCGCUGAUCGGUGACCGGUCUCCGCCGUGCCGUGCGUACAUCCUGAGGACGCGCGUCUUUUGCUGCCUCUGUUCUGUCCUGUUGUUCGUUCUUGUUUCGUCAUCGGAUCACAUUUUUUUCUAGGAUUACUUUGUGCUUAAGACGAACGUGACAUUGUUGUGAGAUAAAAUCUGGAGACGAUUCGAGAAUCGAGGAACAAAUUUCCAUUUUUGA